AUGAAUUUCGAGCUUCCCACCGACCUUCAAAACUACAUCUCCCGCAUCGACACUUUCAUCAAGGACAAGAUUCUCCCACUCCAGCACAAGGACGACAACAACCGCUUCUUCGACCAUCGUCGCGAAUCUUCCCGGACGCAAUGGGACAACCAAGGCCUCCCUACUCACGAGUGGGAGAAUCUCCUCCGCGAAGCACGCAAACUGGCCGACGAAGCUGGGUUUUAUAGGUUCGGUUUCCCAAAGCAGUUUGGCGGUGCUGGCAGUGAGCAGCAGAACCUGUACAUGUGCGCCAUUCGGUACCAUCUGUCGUCCCACCCGGUCUAUGGAGGCGGCGUGAGUCUGGCCAAUGACCUGCAGAACGAACACAGCGUCGUCGGCAACAAUCCGUUUAUCAUCAUGAUGCACCACUACGGCACAAAGGAGCAGCAGAACAAGUACAUCCCCGCCAGCAUCAAGGGUGAGUUUAGAUCCACAUUUGGCUUGACGGAGAUCUAUCACGGCUCCGACGCAACCCAUAUGGACACCACGGCGAAACCGAUCACCAUGCCCAACGGCGAGCCUGGUUAUGAGAUCAAUGGCAACAAGAAAUGGCAGACUGGCAUGCACGCCGCCACGCACUGUCUGGUCUUCGCGCGAACCUCGGGUAAGAACGGAUCUCCAAAGGGCAUCACUGCUUUCAUCGUUCCCCGAGAGACGCCAGGAUUGACUGUCGCUUCAUACGAAUGGACCCUCAACAUGCCGACCGACCACGCAACAGUGCUCUUCGACAAAGUUCGAGUUCCUGCCUCCGCUAUCCUUGGGCCGGUGGACAACGGCCUGGCCAUUGCGCAGACAUUCACACACGAAAAUCGUAUUCGACAGGCGGCCUCCAGCUGCGGUGCAGCACGGUACUGCAUCGACCGCAGCGUCGAGUACGCGAAGAAACGGACCGUCUUUGGGAAACCUCUCUCGGCAAACCAAGCCAUUCAGUGGCCGCUUGUGGAGCUCUCUACCCAGGCCGAGAUGCUGAGACUGUUGAUCCUCCGCACCGCCGUGGAAAUGGACCAAGUCACAGCGGCAUGCAAAGCCAACGGCACCGCACCGUGGAUUGCCAUCGAGAAGCAACUGGGCCAUAAGAUUGGCAUGUGCAACUACUACGCCAACCGUCUGUGCUGCGAGUCUGCGGAUCGAGCGAUCCAGAUCCACGGCGGCGUUGGAUACUCGCGACACUACCCCUUUGAACAUAUCUGGAGACACUUCAGAAGGUAUCGGAUCACCGAAGGUAGCGAAGAAGUGCAGAUCCGGAAGGUCGCCGCGUAUCUAUUUGGGUAUAAGUCGACAGGAGAAGAUGACAAGAAACCUGAGGCGAAAUUGUGA
Messenger RNA from Cladophialophora psammophila CBS 110553, 1356 nucleotides. Its product is annotated as acyl-CoA dehydrogenase. Gene Ontology annotation, biological process: fatty acid beta-oxidation using acyl-CoA dehydrogenase; butyrate catabolic process. The transcript has a single exon. Gene Ontology annotation, molecular function: flavin adenine dinucleotide binding. Lineage: Eukaryota; Fungi; Ascomycota; Eurotiomycetes; Chaetothyriales; Herpotrichiellaceae. The coding region runs from base 1 to 1356 and encodes 451 amino acids. The record is from RefSeq and is a predicted model, not a curated record.